Molecule: messenger RNA, 14318 nt
Organism: Physella acuta
Lineage: Eukaryota; Metazoa; Mollusca; Gastropoda; Physidae
Biological process (GO): protein phosphorylation
Molecular function (GO): ATP binding; protein serine/threonine kinase activity
Source: RefSeq, a predicted model, not a curated record
CAUCUAAAACUCGUGACGUCGUUUCCAUGUUUACACGUCUUAAAAUUGCAAUGGCCGCUCGAAACUUAGAAUAAUGUUCCGGAAUUAUUUAACUAGAUAAAUCAAUGGUUGACAUCGCAAACAGAAGUAGCUACGUCGCUUUUGGUCAGUAUCGAAUUUUCCAGCACAAAAUGUAGGUAAGGCCAAACUAAUUCGCUAUGUCGGAGAGCAGAAGCGAAAACCCGUUAAGACAACCCAGGCUAAGUACAAAGUCUAGCUUUACCCCAAAGGCUUCAGACACGAACAGCAGUGGGCUGUCUGUCCAACUUGAAAGCAAAUAUCAAAAUUCAGAUUUCAAUACUGUCGUGACUAAAAAUGUGAAUCAGAAUUCCGAGUCAGGUUAUUUAAAAAGAAACCGAUCGGAAUCCCGCCCCCGGACCGUGGCGCAGAAUGUAAGCGUCAAUCGGGGGCGGGCAGAAGACGCCCGGGGCUAUGACGGCGAGAGAGCGGAAAGAUACAUUAACCGGAGGGCGAGGUCAAGUCUGGAUGGUGUGACUACACGCAGUUAUAACGACAGGCGAGCGAGUGCUGAAUUUGGUCGAGGUUUCAUCAUGGACGCCGUCAUACAGAGCGGGUUGGACAAGGCCAAGAACUUCGUGAGACUCAGUAACGAGAUCGAGCAGUCGCUGGCCAGUGAACUUGGGGGAGCGAGGCGGCCGUCUACCCUGAACACGCUUACCUCUGGCGACAUCCCCCAAAGCAUGGAAUAUUCCAGAGACCGCAGUAACACAGAGUGUUCGAACAUUUCUGUCGUCCAUAAAUCCAGGACACAGUCUGAGCCUCCCGUUCGCCGACACGCGCUUGUGCACGGAGGUCUAAUUAAUCAUGUCAAUAACGAGAACUUUGAAAAGCAGGAAAGGGUGUCGCCAGGCUUCAGACGUUUUGAAAGUGUUCGCCCGUCAUCUGCGGAGAAUUCCCCGAAAAAGAAGAAGAAAAAGGCCAAUAAGGAUGCGACAAGCAUGACCCCACAACGACUUAAGCAGCAUUUGGGUGAGGAGACCUACAAGGUGGUUCUCACUUCCAGCGGUAUGUCACAGAACAACGCAGAGACAAAGGAAACAAGCAGCCUCACUAAACAGCUGUUAGAGGGCAGCGUCAUCAACUCAGACACCACCGUGCGCACCCCUCCACCCAGCUACAAAGUCCAUACCCCACGGAUGACGUCAUCUGAUGCUAAGAGAAACGAAGCACCUCCCACUGAUGCUAAAGACAGCUCACCCAAUCCAAACUUGGUUUGCAAAGUCGGUGAUACGAAAAAACGAUUCAGAGAAUGGCAACCUUGUCCCUCCCAAACCCCGCCUAGGCAGGAGGUGGACGUCUCAAAUGAAUCGCCACAGACAAAACAACGAUCUGAAACUAAUCUACAGCAAGAGAGCGAACAGAAACCGAAAACAAAACUAAAAACACCCCCAAAGGUACAAACAUCUCCAAAACAGGAGACUCAGUCAUCCAAAAAUGAAACACAAUCUCCUAAAGGUGUGACCCAACCUCCAACAGGUGGAACCCAAUCUCCUAACGGCGUGACCCAAUCUCCAAAAGUAGAAACGAAAACUCCAAAAGAACCACGCAAACAAUCGAAAGCAGAUAGCAAGCCGCCACCACCAACAGUGGCAGAUAGCAAGCCGCCACCAGUGGACACACAAGACGAGGCCCAGUCUCAACCGUCGCCGUGCAAACCUCAACACAAAAGUCGAAUCUCGUGCAAUAAGCGAUCACCACGGGAGACGAAAAGCAGUUCCCCAGUUCGCGACCAUGAGCAGAGACAGUCACCUAGAACAAAGGGGGAUAAAAAGUGCAAAUUAAAGUUCUCCCCCUGUAACAGGAGAGACAAAAAAAGGCACCCGUGUGGCUGGGGGCCGGGUGGCAACAGAGGUAUCGCAUUCUGUCGGAAAAACUUUUUCGGAAACAUCGCGCAGGCUGUUGGAGACCAACUUAGCUGUAUAGCCUUUAGGAACAGUCUGUUCAACUCAUUCCCGGGAAUGAUGGGGCUGUACCGACCUGAUAUUGGCAUGGACAGCCUGUUUGCCAACUAUUCUGACGACGACGGUGACGAGGCCAAAACGUGUAAGGCGGUGGACGACGGAGAGGAUACGUCGGACCAGUUCUCUACACAGGAGAAGCUGGACUCGGAGAAGGAGGACGUACGUGGUCGCCGAAAGUCGUCCUCUUCAGUCCCUCCCACCGGCUCAAAGAGACCGUCCUACUACUCCCCUCCGCUGGAGGUCAACAAAAAAGAAAAGACGGCACACACCUCCCAGAGGAAGCUUCAGGCCAGCGUAGAGUACGUCGAACCCGCCUCGCCAGUACCGACUGAAUACUUAGAUGACGAGCUGCUAACUAGAAAGGAGCUUACGCAAGACAUCGCUUACACGUCAGCGCCUAGCUCUAGAAGAGACAGCAUACAUGUAUCUGAGAAAGUACCCCACAGCUCACGAAGAGAGAGCCUGCAUAUUCAAGAAACAACAGGCAUUCCCUCACGAAGAGAGAGCCUGCAUAUUCAAGAAACAACAGGCAUUCCCUCACGAAGAGAGAGCCUGCAUAUUCAAGAAACAACAGGCAUUCCCUCACGAAAAGAGAGCCUGCAUAUUCAAGAAACAGGCAUUCCCUCACGAAGAGAGAGCCUGCAUAUUCAAGAAACAACAGGCAUUCCCUCACGAAGAGAGAGCCUGCAUAUUCAAGAAACAACAGGCAUUCCCUCACGAAGAGAUAGCCUCCACUUUCAAGAAAUAGAAGGUUCCCCUUCACAAAGAGAGAGUCGCCAUAUUACAGAAAUACCAUUUUCCUCAUCGCGAAGAGACAUUAUGCUAGCUUCACAAACUACAGUCUCUCCCUCGCGAAGAGAUAUUCCUGAAAUAUCACACGCAGCAACUCCUGCCCCCAUAAGAGAAAGUCUACAAAUCUCAGACACAGCACUUCCUUCUCCUCGAAGAGAAAGUUUACACAUAGAGGCAGCAGCUCACGACCGGCGUGAAUCCUUUGUGGAUUUCUCAUUAGAAUCCACCCAGCCGUCGUCCCCAGCUAUAGCCCUGCCAGAGUCGCCAACAGAAACACCAGCUCCACACCCACUUUCUCGAAAAUCCUCGGGAAAAUCUUUGCAAGAGGUUACUCUACUCCCAGAGGAAAUGACAAUAGAGAUAGACAGAGUACCGGUGCAAGUUCCAUCCAUUCGAAAGAGUAUCGUGGAAUCAAAAAGAAUUAGUGUUGAGAAAAAAUCUUACGAUUCUCGAACGGAGAGCCAGUUUGUUGAUUCUAUUUCAAUCUGCUCCACUCCACAGUCUCAAAAGGGUUUACCUCCAAGAAAAGCAAACGUGUACGAGGACUACGACAGGAGAGCCUCACACAAACGAAUGUCUGAGAUCUGUGCCCAGUGCUCUGAUUACAAGAAAUAUCCCCGAGACGAUAUAUGCGAUAAAUAUUUACAGAGGGGCCAAGAGCAACAGGUCUACGACCCGUGUCAACGUUUUGAACAGUCUGACAUGAAACAGAGCAAAACUCAGAGCUCUAGGCUUAAAACGUACUUAGAGAUGGGCAAAGACGUCAUCGCGCAGGUCACUCCCCCACGUGAAACAGACGCCAUACGGAAAUACUCCCCGCCAACAGAAUCCCAUUUCCAGUCUAGGGUUAGUUUUGCUGAGCACUCUGCACAAGAAGUCCAACAAAAACAAAAUGUGGACCACAUCUAUGAUGGGUGGUCGAACGUGAUCGUCGGAAGGAAAUCCCAUCCCAGCCGAGGUGAGUGCGCCAAAGGAAGUGACUCGUUGCCUAUAACAGAUAUGGAGCAGUUUGUCAUAGUUCCACAAUCGCAUUCGUACGAAACUGAACAUGGGAGGUUUAGAGAGAAUGAGUCACAAAUCUUAAUUCACAGCGAAUCAACAGCUGCAGCUAUUGAAGGUCGAAAAAGCUCUGGACCUUCAGUCAGACGCCGCUCAUCUCAGUCCCAGGACCAGAGACCCUCCAAGGGAAGUAAAGUUCUAUCCGGCGGUUCGUCGGCAAAGUAUGUCAGGUCAGGAGGUGUUUAUUCCACCGGGAGAUGUGCGUCUGAAUCUAGCAGUGUUUGUUCCGGGCUAGAGGAAGAAAAGGAAAAACGCCCUCGACCUUCAACACGAGCUUCACGUCAUCAUUCGAUCAGGGAGGAGGCAAACGUUGUUGUCAUGACGCCCAAAAAUUAUAUUUCACAGCAAAAGCAUGAGACAUGCAUUUCAGACUGCAGCGACCCAAACAACCCAAGUUUAGAUUGUUUUGAUACAUUGAUUACUACGGUUAGUCCUCAAAAGAAGCGGUUUUUUGAAAAAAAGAGCGACGACAGCGUAUCACGAGGUAAGCCUUUUGACGAUCACUACAAGGAGUAUUGCGAGAAAAUGCGGUUGCUCCAACUCCGAUCGAGCAGCGCGGGUAGAGGCUGGGAUCUCGAGGAUGAUGCACAGUCCAUUGUCUGCGAUAGUCUACUCGUUUCUAGCUCGUUAAAAAGAAAUUCAAGUAGAAAAACAUCGGAAUCGAGAAAAUCAGAUAGUCGCAGAGAAAGCGAGUCGCCAACAAAAUCAACCCGUAAUGGAUCUAAAACGUCAAGGAUCUCAUACCAAGAGGAUCCCAAGGUGGCAACUUGUGAAGAGCGACAAACAAUCAACUCGUACGAAACGUCGUCAUGGAAAGCCUCUCCCAUGGACAGACACGUCUCAUCUACUCACAACCCGCUCCAGGUCAACGACACUAAGCACGAGAGUGACAACGAUGACGCGUCAUAUUCUGAUAAGAGCGACUCGCCCACCCUGGACGAGCCCCCUUCACUUGACACAGAUGACAACAAGCUGGAAUCUCCAAUCUUUGUUCCAGAUAAAGAUUCCAGCAAGCCGUCCUCGAGCAGCUCUAAUCCCGACAACGAUGUCGCGUCUAACCAAUCCAGAGGCUCCAUGCGAUUUCAAGAGUUAUACAAGACUAAUGAGUCGUCCCCAGAGCACCGCGAUAGCCUAGAUACUACAACAGAAAAAUUCAAAGACACCUCCAGGUACCUCCAAGUUCACUCUAGCAAGGAAAGCAAGCAGAGACGCUCUCAUGAUUACAAACGGCGAGAGGGAGAUACGUCAGACCUGCAAAGUGACUCCGAUAUAACCAAAUCGGAGUGCGACAAUGAUGAGGACAUAUGCAGAAACUCACCUUCCGGUGACAUGUGCAGUCCAGCUCAUAUUCGAAAAAUUCGUGGUCGAAUCACUUUCCGCCGCUCAGAAGAUUCGAAAAAUUGCCCAAGUUCCAAAAGUACUGCCGUCUCUAUACAGAACGGCACGGUGAAAAUGAUAACUUCACCAAAAGGGAUAAAAAUUGUCAAGUGCUGUCCAGAGGAGGGCGACACCUCGCUGAGCUCAGAGUGCUCGACCCUUCAUGAAAGCUCGUGUCACGCCAUUCCCGUCUCCAACAACUCGAGCAAAACAUUGCCGACACGCUCGAGCGGACGGCGUGUGGACGAGAACAUGCAGAAAUACAUGCGAGACAGCCAGUACAUCAAGGAUCGCCAGAGACGGCUACAGGAGCUGGAGCAAGACAACACUCACAGCUGCUCACAGACACGUGACCACGCCCUCCGACACCACAGCCCCGUGCCGGCUCCCAGAGCUGCCAAACACCGAAACUACUCUAUUAGCUACUCACGUAAAGCUGAAGGUGUGCCCCUCUCUGAUGAAUCCAGUGCUAGUAAAAUGAGCUUACGGUCGCGGUCCAACUCGUCGAGAAGUCGUCUGGAAUCUCGGCCAAUCGAUAAGUUUAGUCAGGUGAUUACGCCCGAGCAGCCCACGUAUACGCGCAAGCAGCAAAAACCCAGCAGUGAGUCAUCUGGGCAGCUUUCAGAAAAGGUCGAUUAUAUUGGAACUCCCCAAGUUAUACCCAGCUCAAAGACUCACCGAAGCAAAGAGAGCCCUGCAAAAAUGGCGCUCAAGUUGAACACCCACGCCGAUACAGACGAGUCUUCAGGUUCUUGUUUCUCGUCGCCAAGAAAAAAUCCGUUUUUAUUUGUACCGAGCCAGUUUAUACCGAACGACGAUUCAGAGAGCAUGGACGCCAGCAACAACAAGUGCAGGCAGAGAUCAGACAGUAGCAGGAGAACGUGUCCACAGAAGCUCAGUGCCGACGGCGUGCAGGUCCCCAGGAGGCGACGACAAACCCACGUCGAUUCUUCCAACAGUCCUGGCCACUUUGUACCGGAAGACGAUUACCUGGACAUAGAAUCAGGUGCAUCUGAUCUAGCAGCCUUGUCAAAAAACAAGAACUGUUCUUCUAAUGCCGAAAGAGACAGGAACUCGUCGUCUGGUGGUGACCUGUUGUACCCAGACUUCGCCUACCACUGUGGGGUGGUGGACACGCUACGACUGCUGGAUAUGGACAACGUUUCUUCCUCAGCAAGCACCCACCUCUCUUCGACAGAGGGUAACUUCGAUAACUACAACCUCCGCCGAAUCUUUAAUCUGCGGUCCACGUGCCACCUGGAAAACGAGGAAUUCAACGAAUUUGUCAAAUCCCUGCCGUCUAUGUCUGUCAACAACGACGACGAUGAAGCUUUUGAGCAGAUUCGUCAGAACAGUAUUAAAGCUCUUCUUUUUGCUGCCUCGUUAUCCAACAACUAUUCGCCGUUGUUGCUUUUCUCCAACGAAACAUCGAGAGACACGGCUCGAUGGAUCCAACAGAUCAAAGAGAGAAGAGAAACAGAGAAGAUAAAAGCCUCUGUCACUAGUGAAUCAGUAGAAAGUCCAUUCAUGGACAUGAACCAUAACAUUGCUUUUCCCAACAACCGGACGGCAAUGCAUCACUCAAACGAAGUGUUUGACAACAGCGUCAACAUCGCACCUACAGGUCAUUCAAACGUCACACCCCAUCAGAGCUGUACUGUUGCAUCUCUGUCUGUAACGGAGGAAAAUUCUUCAAACGUUGAACUCAAACAAAGUCCCAACAAAGAAGUGUCACACGACUUUGACAGAUUAAGCUCUCUCUGUAAGCUGUGUUCAUCUAGAAGUGUCGGAGUCGAUACCUCGGUGCCCCCAGCACCUAAGCCCAUCACUAGAGGGGUCAAGGUUCAGGUAGCGAGCUCAAGAAACGCAGCCAUUCAAACACAAAACGAUGCCAGAAAAACACCCAAAUCAGACAAGGGAGAAAACACAGAGCAGCAAUACUUCACAAAAGACUUUGAAGUCAACACAAAUCUAGACAAUCUUAACUGCUCUAAGACUUGCCGAAAAACACGAACAGAGGUUAAAGCUAAUAAACCAAAGGUGUCUUACGUCCGGUCUGUGUCAAGAGAAUUGAGUAAGCACUCAGACACAAAGCUCGAGUCCAAUAAAAAAUGUUGUGCUCUCCCUUCAAACCGUAACAUGAAAGACAUCAUGAAUUACCUGUCUCGUCCUUUGUCUCUGGGCUCUCUCACGCGCCGAGGAAUGAAAAGGAUGCGCCCACAGUCGUCGAACCUUAGACUGAGGGCUAGGAUCCGUUCAGCAGAGAGGCGCCGUGCCAAGACUGGCCGAUCUCUGAGUGCUGAAAGUCUGAGCGUUUGUGCGGGAGACAAGCGAGACUCGUCUUGUGACAGGGAGGUCUGCCAAAUCUCAUUCGGCCACAGACCGCGGUCUAGGAGCGUCAAACACAGGAGCAACAAGACACGUCUCUGUCGUAAAGACUCGCCCGUUGAUAGACACGUCAGGUGUGGCUGUAACGACGAUGAAGCCAAUGAAGGCCAAACGACCGUCAAACGCGUGAUUAGCAGCUCCAACGUAGGAGCAACUGCACGAGAUAGCUUUGCAGUGCAUAAAAAGACCAGAGGCUGUGGCGCAAAUGCUCAUUUGUCAAGUCACGAGCAACUUUUAAACGCAUGUGCCUGCUCACGGUGUCAGCUUAAAACACAAGAUACAAGAAAAACAACCAAAGAUUGUCAAUGCGCAUGCCGAGCCCACAGACCGAAAAAUGAUAAGAAAGAUUGUUUCGAAGACAGUCAUAUUUCCCACAAUAAAACAAGGAAUAAUUCUGAAAAUUGCUACGACGAGGGAGCGACAUAUUUAGAUAACGUCACAGUAUUUGUCGUUGCAUCUGCUAGUUCGGCCAGUGAAGAAAACGGAGCGAAUAGAAUCAGCCCACGACAAGUGAGGUGUGAGAACACAAAGAAAAAGAAAUACAGGAAAAAGAUGCUAAAGAAGGCGCUGAAACACGCGGCGUCUGCUCAUUCUGAGGGCUCCAAUGAUGAGCCCCGUGUGCUCGACCACCUGAACAAGACGUGCAACAAAUCGUCGAGUUACACCGAGAACCAGGAGCGUCACUUCUCGUGGGACAACGUCACCACUGAUGAGUCGGACAACGUGCAGUACCUGCUCCAGCCAGAGAUGGACUGUCUGAGUGAUGAUAUGACCUACACGUCGUCACUAUGCGAUGAUUUUAUUUCUGGUUACAAUCUGGGCCAACAAAAAAAUGUCAAUAGAAAGUUGGGUCAGGCCUCAAGACAUGUGGCCGGAUUACAAGAAAAUUCAAACCCCCAUCUCAAGCGUAAAGAAAAGUUUGUUUCUACGGCUAAACAAAACCGUUCCAACAGUUCCAAAUGGAACACGGGAGCUUUUGGUUUCGGGAGCUCAGAUUCCCUGACCCACUCGGUGGAGGACAACACUUUGGAGUCUCCGGAUCUCACCAGCCAAGUGACGGACGCAUCAAGCGUUUUCCUCAGAUACCAAGAUAUGAUUGGCCGAGUGAGAUCAUGUGAUCAAUGUUCAGCUGCGUCAGACUGUACGCCUAAGGUGCCGACUAUCCAGGAUAUGGCCAACGCGCUGAGAAAUGCUGCCAUGUUAAACUCAAAGUAUUCUUCAGAUCAGGAAAUGGACAUGUCGGAAAACAUCAGUCUGGAAGAGAUACGAUCAAGCAGUGUCGACGGCUACAGCUAUUUGAAUGGAUGGCACAUGUGUAAGGAAGACGAUAAAUGCAUAACGCCUAUCGACGAAGAGCCCAGCAAUCAAGACUUUAGUCUGGACCAAGAAACAAAAUAUGAGGAGGGUAGAAUAAAAAAGAAGCGUGAUACCAGUGUUGAGAAAGAAACGGAAUCGCAGCAGAAACCUACGUCGUUAAAGUUUUUGCAGUCCAUCCUAGACAGCCAAGUCAAAGUGUUGUUCGACAAAGCAAUUAAGAAAUGGACCUCCCCAGUGCGACAGAAGUUCGAACAGAUGGAGAAGGGCAAUGCCAUUCCACAGGAGCUUGAUUUGCAGAUAAAAGGCUCAGAACUAAUAAAUCUGAAUGUGGAAAGGGAUGAUAAGCCUACAGCAUUAGCUAAAGAAGCUAUACCCAAAAUAGAAACACCCAAGGAAAUGUCACCAACGAAAGAUGCAUGCGAAGCCAAAGUUGAGCCGAGUCACCCGGCCGAAGAUGUACAGCUUCAGGAGCCUGGAGGCGAAGACAGCACGAACAUGGUUAAAAGUGGAUCAAAGAACAAGAAGUCAGAAAGUAAGAUCAAGCCUGCUUCACCAGAAUCAAAGCAGAAAAAACAGAGCACUCAGGGAACCAAGAAAUCUGCUCGGGCGAUGAAAGGGGAUAGUGCUGGUACAGAGAAACAUGGCGGGAAGAGCAGGUCUCCAUCUAAAACUAAAUCAGAAACGGCUGAGAUAAAUAACAAAUCUACGUCUGGUCAACCAUCGCAGAAAAAGCAUUCGCCGUCUCCGAAACGCCGCCGUCUUUCGACUGCAGCCAGCGAGCCUCACAGACCGAGCAAUAGGGCCAAGUCCCCUAUAGCCAACGCCGAGGGCAGAAAAUCUCCGGUCUUAAAAACCAUGGCUGGGUCAGCUGACAGCGGCCAAUCGUUUCCAUCCCCAAAAGGACAGCACAAGAAUUCAAGCAACACAUCCAAACACAAAAAGUCAAAAUCAAAACUGAAAAAAAGCCCGGAACAUUCAUACGUGGACGAGAGCGUCAACCUAAGCAACAGGUCACAGAUAUUUAAGGCGUGUGGGAUCUCGCGAAUAGCGAGUAACUUGAAGGUCUUACCAGUACCCGCACAUAGUUUGUCCUCUACAUCCUCAAUCACAGAGGAUUUAAAGCAAAAGAUUUUAACGAGCUGCAAACAUUUCAAACACGACAUUAUGUACCGCAAAAUGAUGGAGGAAUUGAUGGAGCGUAAACUCGCUUCCCAGCCUGAGAAGAUUGACGUCUUUGAUAUGGAACCAGAGAGUCUUGCUGAAUGUGACGCCUUCGAGUCAUGUUUGCUGACUCCUAUUAUAGAAGAAUCUCACACUCCAUACGAUCGGUCUAAAAGUGAUUUCAAUGCCUUCGUCAACGAGUGUAAAAGUAAGCUGAAGGAAAUCAGCUACGCCAGCGAUAAGACACUAUCAGACAAAUCCUUGUCCAACAUUAGUGCCAAGCUGUCCAGCUCUUCCACGGCUAGCGAGACCCGGGGCAAGUUGGACGCUAACAAACUAGAUUCAAUCGACCACAACCUUAGCGCCGUCGCAUCCAAACCCGUCGGUCGUUUGACCAAUGUGGAUGUGCAUUCUACAUCACAAGAAAAAACUGUGUCCGUUAGUGAAGAGAUGCCAGCGUUACAUUUAAAAAUCCCUUUCAAAUCAGCUUUCUUAAGGAACGAGCUAAGCACGUUUCAUAGCGAGGAUCAAGUCAACACCCCUUUAACUAAAGAAGAAUUACUAAUUAGCCGCUACUCAUCAAGGAAAACUGACUACAGGUAUCAUGUCGGGGAAGACUUGGUGUCAGACAAUACGUCAGAAAAUACCAACUUCUCAAAGACAGUGACUAGGUACGGCGAUCCAGGCGAGAUCUCUAGGGCCCCCAUUUUGCGGAAACAUUUUCACUCGUAUGGGACGUAUCCCAAGCUUAACUACAACUACACUGAUUCCGCCUACAAAUCGUCCUACCUCAAGGCCUCUGCUACUGAGUUCACUGACUCGUACACAUCAUCGCGUCUCUUUGGGCGCGCACGUUUCAACUCGGCGCCCACAGAAUAUCAAUGGAUCCCCCCGAGCAGCGAGGACCUGGGCAAGGCACACGGCGAUCUUGUGACCAGGAAUUGGAACGAGAGCGCCAACAACGGUUACGAUUCUUCCUCGUCUGACAACUCGAGCGGUAACGGCCACCUGUGCGUGGAGGAGGAAGAAGACGAGCACAAUGAUCUUGCUGGGAGAAAUGGCGUCAGAGUCAGCGGUUACCAUGGCAAACUACUGGCCUCAACAAUAGUGGAUAAGAAAUGCGAGGACGCUAAAAGCUUCCAAGCAGCAAACGACCAUUUUAAGCGACGCGGUAAGCUGCAGGCGUGUGAAGAUCCGUGCUGCGGGUCCCACGAGCAGACCUGCAACCCGUACGAGCUGCUGAAACCCCACACACAGUCCAACUUGCUAUCUAACUUCGCCACUCGAAAUAUCAAUGGAAGCGGGAACAUGUUUGGCCGGGGUGGGAGGCAGACGGACGAGCUCCGCAAAAACAAUCACAGGCCCACCGAUGCCCAGAUGGCCGACAGCGAUGAAGACUUUACCUCAGCUUCCGAGGAGAUGUCACAAUUUUCCAGCGUUAAACUGAGGGGAAAAUUUAUUAGAAACGAGGCACAGGAAAUGGACGACACAUGCAACCAUCCGGAUCCGAUGAGUUAUUACGGAGCUGGCGGUCCUAAUUCGCAGUUUGAUGUCUUCAACGGAGCCCCCAAAGAAGAUCUUCUUAUGAAUUUAUAUCCCUCAAACGAUGAGCACGCAACAGUUAUAUCCUCGUACAGACAGAAAUGCAAUGCUGAAAAACUUCAGGAGACUUUAGAAAGGCAAGCGACGUCUGAGAAUAAAGCGAGCUGCAGCGAAAGAGAACUCAAUCAACAACAAAUAGACAAAGUGCCAUUCUGUGGGCAGCGGAACUGUUUUGGUCAAGGUGAUACGUCAAGCAAAAAGGCAUUUACACAAUGGUACUUUGAGGACGGGGAGAAGAACCGACUCUUACAAAGGCGAGCUCCAGACGCGACUAAGUUCGUUCAUAGGGAGGCUUGGAGUGAAGCUUUGCAGAAUGACAGCAAGUCUGGCGAGUGUGGGGAGGAUGAAGGGGACGAAGAUGAUGAAGAUGAAGACGAUGAAGAUGAGGAAGAGGACGAGGAAGAAGAGGUGGAAGAAGACGAAGAAGAGAUAUACGAAGAAGAGGAAGGAGACAGCGAAGAAAGCAACGAUGAAGCCGAGAGUAAAGAACAUUUGGUGGACGAUGCUCCGUGUGGUGAUGCUAAGGCGUCGGACAAGACCGGGGUGGACGGCCCACCUUUGUCUGGUGAUCAAGACAUGCAAAGAGAUUCUAAAAACAACAUUGAUGCGGGCGAUCAAAGAAAAGUCUGUACUAAUGCGGCACAUAAGAUAAAAGGACCUGGAUCGAAAACAUUGCGCUCUUCUGGAAAAAAUUCCGGUCACCAGAGGUGUAACAACGCCCACAAAGCUGGCUAUCAUAAGUUUUCUUUAGAUCAGAUCAAAGUCCCAGCCAUAGAGAAAGAGCGUGUCCGUUUUGCGUGCGAUGAGAACGGGGAUUGGGCGGAGAUUGGUCGCGGCAGUUACGGCUGCGUCUAUCUGGGUCUUCUGGAUGGCAUCAUUGAGGUGGCUAUCAAAGAUUUCUACGAGUCGAGCUCGUGGGACUUGGUCAUCCACGAAGCCAGAAUGCUAAUGUUCCUGCAGGAGACAGGCAUCACGCCAAAGUUUUAUGGCCUCAGGCGACGCUUCGACGUGAGCAAACAGCCCAGCGAGUACUGCAUCAUCAUGGAGUAUUUUGGCGAUGGCCGCACGCUCUUCAACGUCCUGUCCGACAAAAUUGCCCUGACCAGGGACGAGUGGCUGGACAUUGUUGGUCAGCUGGUGGCCGGACUACGGCUGAUUCACCGAAAAAACAUUUUAAUCAAUGAUCUCAAGGCGGACAACAUUCUAAUUGAUUUAACGGGAGGACGUAAGAUAAUUCGCUACAUUGAUGUUGGCAUGGCAACGUACAAACAAGGCCUGACCUUUCAACUGCCGCAGGACCAGAUGAGCAAGUACAACUUCCUGGCACCCGAGGUCCGAGAGGGGGCGAGAACCACGACCAGGUCGGACAUCUACAGCCUGGGGUACAUGCUGGAGCAGAUGAGCCGACUGGCGGACUCGGCCCUGGGGGGCCUCAAGAAACUCAUCGUUCGCUGUACGGACAAGAACCCGGCCCGCCGACCGGAUAUCGACGACAUUGUGUCCCAGGUCCACCGCUUCAUCGCCUCCAAGGCGUGUGGUCCCGUCGUGCCGGCCAACGCACAGGAACAGUUCCUGCUGACCAACAGCGUCUAGGGCCAGGGCACCAGUCCAUACACUGGACCAAUGUUAACUCAGUAUUUACUUUUAUAAAAAUGCUAGAGCAAUGUUUUACUCCCUAUAGCCACUAAAUGGCUUUAGUAUUUUUAAAACUCAAUAUUUUCACUACUUGUGAUGCCUCUAUGUAUUUACUUUUAUAAAAAUGCUAGAGCAAUGUUUUACUCCCUAUAGCCACUAAAUGGCUUUAGUAUUUUUAAAACUCAAUAUUUUCACUACUUGUGAUGCCUCUAUGUGAAGGCGACAUGCAUGUGGCCUAUCCUUCAUUUUGUGUCGGGGACAAGGAGAAGUGACACAAAUGUGUUGUAUUUUCUUUUAAGUUUGUUGGAGAACAACUUUGCUCGAGAGCAGAGUUAACAUCUAAGUUCGCAUGAUGAAAAACUUAACAAAAAAAAUAAUGUAUUUUUUUGAAAAUAUUACUUGAAGAUAUUUGAAUAGCAUGUAGUAUUCUAGUGUAGCCUGCUUCACCGUUUGAUAGCGUGAUUUUAAAAGUGCGUCAAUGGACCCUCAACUUACCAGCUGAUUUAUUGUCUAUGGCAAACUCAGAUUUAAACUUGAAAAAAUGUCGUUAAAAUUGUAUCUAGUCACUUGACCAAAAUAGCCAAUAAAAACUUGAAGAACCGCAGUAACCCUAACGUAAGGUUAGCACUUGCUUAAACUUUAAAUUUACUAAAUACCAGUUGUCCAGAAAUAUAGGAAUUAGAAAAUUAGAAAAAAACAGUACCUUUUUAUUUGACCAUUUUAUGGUUUAAAUAUUAAAUUUAUUAAAAGAAAGUAGAUCAACAAUAGCAGUGGACAUGCAUGAACCAUAACUAUCGGCGACAAAGGGAAAUAAAUAUAUAUAUAUUUUGUAUUUCACUUACUACAAAAAAACUUUUGAAUGUUUUACAAUGUUUAAUUUGUAUUAAAUUUACUUGCCAAUAAAUUUUUAUACAUCAGCAAAUAUUCAUCAACAACAUUUUUUGCUUUAGUAUUUCGUUUUGAAUA